AUGGUCUCUCCAGCAUGGGCGCACCAGCAUGGGCGCACCAGCAUGGGCGCACCAGCAUGGGCCACCAGCAUGGGCGCACCAGCAUGGGCUCACCAGCAUGGGCGCACCAGCAUGGGCUCUCCAGCAUGGGCUCUCCCCAGCAUGGGCUCUCCAGCAUGGGCUCUCCAGCAUGGGCGCACCAGCAUGGGCGCACCAGCAUGGGCGCACCAGCAUGGGCGCACCAGCAUGGGCGCACCAGCAUGGGCGCACCAGCAUGGGCGCACCAGCAUGGGCGCACCAGCAUGGGCGCACCAGCAUGGGCGCACCAGCAUGGGCGCACCAGCAUGGGCGCACCAGCAUGGGCGCACCAGCAUGGGCGCACCAGCAUGGGCGCACCAGCAUGGGCGCACCAGCAUGGGCUCACCAGCAUGGGCGCACCAGCAUGGUCUCUCCAGCAUGGGCGCACCAGCAUGGUCUCUCCAGCAUGGGCGCACCAGCAUGGUCUCUCCAGCAUGGGCGCACCAGCAUGGUCUCUCCAGCAUGGGCGCACCAGCAUGGGCGCACCAGCAUGGGCGCACCAGCAUGGGCUCACCAGCAUGGGCGCACCAGCAUGGGCUCACCAGCAUGGGCGCACCAGCAUGGGCUCUCCAGCAUGGGCGCACCAGCAUGGGCUCACCAGCAUGGGCUCACCAGCAUGGGCGCACCAGCAUGGGCGCACCAGCAUGGGCGCACCAGCAUGGGCUCACCAGCAUGGGCGCACCAGCAUGGGCUCUCCAGCAUGGGCGCACCAGCAUGGGCUCACCAGCAUGGGCUCACCAGCAUGGGCGCACCAGCAUGGGCUCUCCAGCAUGGGCGCACCAGCAUGGGCUCUCCAGCAUGGGCGCACCAGCAUGGGCUCUCCAGCAUGGACGCACCAGCAUGGACGCACCAGCAUGGGCGCACCAGCAUGGGCGCACCAGCAUGGGCGCACCAGCAUGGGCGCACCAGCAUGGGCGCACCAGCAUGGGCUCACCAGCAUGGGCUCACCAGCAUGGGCUCACCAGCAUGGGCUCACCAGCAUGGGCGCACCAGCAUGGGCGCACCAGCAUGGGCGCACCAGCAUGGGCGCACCAGCAUGGGCGCACCAGCAUGGGCGCACCAGCAUGGGCGCACCAGCAUGGGCGCACCAGCAUGGGCGCACCAGCAUGGGCGCACCAGCAUGGGCUCUCCAGCAUGGGCGCACCAGCAUGGGCGCACCAGCAUGGGCUCUCCAGCAUGGGCGCACCAGCAUGGGCGCACCAGCAUGGGCUCACCAGCAUGGGCGCACCAGCAUGGGCGCACCAGCAUGGGCUCUCCAGCAUGGGCGCACCAGCAUGGGCUCUCCAGCAUGGGCGCACCAGCAUGGGCGCACCAGCAUGGGCUCUCCAGCAUGGGCUCUCCAGCAUGGGCGCACCAGCAUGGGCUCUCCAGCAUGGACGCACCAGCAUGGGCGCACCAGCAUGGGCGCACCAGCAUGGGCGCACCAGCAUGGGCGCACCAGCAUGGGCGCACCAGCAUGGGCGCACCAGCAUGGGCUCACCAGCAUGGGCGCACCAGCAUGGGCGCACCAGCAUGGGCGCACCAGCAUGGGCGCACCAGCAUGGGCGCACCAGCAUGGGCGCACCAGCAUGGGCGCACCAGCAUGGGCUCUCCAGCAUGGUCUCUCCAGCAUGGUCUCUCCAGCAUGGGCGCACCAGCAUGGGCUCACCAGCAUGGGCGCACCAGCAUGGGCUCACCAGCAUGGGCUCACCAGCAUGGGCGCACCAGCAUGGGCGCACCAGCAUGGGCGCACCAGCAUGGGCGCACCAGCAUGGGCGCACCAGCAUGGGCGCACCAGCAUGGGCUCACCAGCAUGGGCGCACCAGCAUGGGCGCACCAGCAUGGGCGCACCAGCAUGGGCGCACCAGCAUGGGCUCUCCAGCAUGGGCGCACCAGCAUGGGCGCACCAGCAUGGGCGCACCAGCAUGGGCGCACCAGCAUGGGCUCUCCAGCAUGGGCUCUCCAGCAUGGGCGCACCAGCAUGGGCUCUCCAGCAUGGACGCACCAGCAUGGGCGCACCAGCAUGGGCGCACCAGCAUGGGCGCACCAGCAUGGGCUCACCAGCAUGGGCUCACCCGCAUGGGCGCACCAGCAUGGGCGCACCAGCAUGGGCGCACCAGCAUGGGCGCACCAGCAUGGGCGCACCAGCAUGGGCGCACCAGCAUGGGCGCACCAGCAUGGGCGCACCAGCAUGGGCGCACCAGCAUGGGCGCACCAGCAUGGGCGCACCAGCAUGGGCGCACCAGCAUGGGCGCACCAGCAUGGGCGCACCAGCAUGGGCGCACCAGCAUGGGCGCACCAGCAUGGGCGCACCAGCAUGGGCGCACCAGCAUGGGCGCACCAGCAUGGGCCACCAGCAUGGGCGCACCAGCAUGGGCGCACCAGCAUGGGCGCACCAGCAUGGGCGCACCAGCAUGGGCGCACCAGCAUGGGCGCACCAGCAUGGGCGCACCAGCAUGGGCCACCAGCAUGGGCGCACCAGCAUGGGCGCACCAGCAUGGGCGCACCAGCAUGGGCGCACCAGCAUGGGCGCACCAGCAUGGGCGCACCAGCAUGGGCGCACCAGCAUGGGCGCACCAGCAUGGGCGCACCAGCAUGGGCGCACCAGCAUGGGCUCUCCAGCAUGGGCUCUCCAGCAUGGGCGCACCAGCAUGGGCUCUCCAGCAUGGACGCACCAGCAUGGGCGCACCAGCAUGGGCGCACCAGCAUGGGCUCACCAGCAUGGGCUCACCAGCAUGGGCGCACCAGCAUGGGCGCACCAGCAUGGGCGCACCAGCAUGGGCGCACCAGCAUGGGCGCACCAGCAUGGGCUCUCCAGCAUGGUCUCUCCAGCAUGGGCGCACCAGCAUGGUCUCUCCAGCAUGGGCGCACCAGCAUGGGCUCACCAGCAUGGGCUCACCAGCAUGGGCUCACCAGCAUGGGCGCACCAGCAUGGGCGCACCAGCAUGGGCGCACCAGCAUGGGCGCACCAGCAUGGGCGCACCAGCAUGGGCGCACCAGCAUGGGCGCACCAGCAUGGGCGCACCAGCAUGGGCGCACCAGCAUGGGCGCACCAGCAUGGGCGCACCAGCAUGGGCGCACCAGCAUGGGCGCACCAGCAUGGGCGCACCAGCAUGGGCGCACCAGCAUGGGCGCACCAGCAUGGGCGCACCAGCAUGGGCGCACCAGCAUGGGCGCACCAGCAUGGGCGCACCAGCAUGGGCGCACCAGCAUGGGCGCACCAGCAUGGGCUCUCCAGCAUGGGCUCUCCAGCAUGGGCGCACCAGCAUGGGCUCUCCAGCAUGGACGCACCAGCAUGGGCGCACCAGCAUGGGCGCACCAGCAUGGGCUCACCAGCAUGGGCUCACCAGCAUGGGCGCACCAGCAUGGGCGCACCAGCAUGGGCGCACCAGCAUGGGCGCACCAGCAUGGGCUCUCCAGCAUGGUCUCUCCAGCAUGGGCGCACCAGCAUGGUCUCUCCAGCAUGGGCGCACCAGCAUGGGCUCACCAGCAUGGGCUCACCAGCAUGGGCUCACCAGCAUGGGCGCACCAGCAUGGGCGCACCAGCAUGGGCGCACCAGCAUGGGCGCACCAGCAUGGGCGCACCAGCAUGGGCGCACCAGCAUGGGCGCACCAGCAAGGGCGCACCAGCAUGGGCGCAGGGCGCACCAGCAUGGGCGCACCAGCAUGGGCGCACCAGCCGUGAACAGCUAA
Knipowitschia caucasica is the source of this 3729-nucleotide messenger RNA. The record is from the annotation of a GenBank genome assembly. NCBI's taxonomy places the organism in Eukaryota, Metazoa, Chordata, Actinopteri, Gobiiformes, Gobiidae.